Molecule: messenger RNA, 1387 nt
Organism: Caenorhabditis elegans
Lineage: Eukaryota; Metazoa; Nematoda; Chromadorea; Rhabditida; Rhabditidae
Gene: K03H1.11
Product: F-box domain-containing protein
Exons: 3
Coding region: 2-892 (296 amino acids)
Source: RefSeq, marked reviewed
AAUGAUUCUCGGUGAUAUGCCAUUGGAAAUCAUCCGAGAAAUCCAUAAAGGGUUAAAACCUACGGAUCUUGUUAAUUCAGCUUUAAGUAAUAUCGAUGUGAUGAGAGUUAUCGUAGAUAUGAUUCCAAAAAUCCGUGCUAUAAAGAUUGGAAUCACAAGUGAGAAAUUGAAUGGAAAAUGUGAUGGAGACGAAUUUGAGCUUCAUAUUCCAAAAGUAAAUCGAGAAGAAAUUCAAGAACUUUUACAUUUUCUAAUGCCACAAAUAGUUAACGAAAUUCAUUCCCUUCAAUUGGAAAAUGAAUUAGUCGGCGACGAGAUUUCUGAUGAACAGCUAGCUCAACUGCUCCAAUUGACAAAAAAUGCUCCACUAAAGCAACUGGCACUAUCUGAAAUUGAUUUGGAACGAAUAAAUACAUGGACUCUCGCUUUACUUGCUGGUUAUGAUAAGCUUGAGAAAGUUGAGAUUGAAGGAUGCAAUUUGGGAGGUGACACUGAAGCAAAGUUGCUCAGAUGCUUUCAGGCAUCUUUCCAGACUCUUACUCAAAUUGAUUUGAAAGGGACUUCACAGAUCACAGAUCACUUCUCCCAACGCGUUUCCCGUUCAUGCCCGAAUCUUGCGUACUUCAGGAUCUCCGACUGCCCACGAGUUACCACUCUAUCGGCUCUUCCAUUCAUCGAAUCGACCGCAUUUCGUCUAUCCGACAAACUUGAUGUGCACAUGGACAAUACUGAAUUCGAUGCGAAUCAACUUCAAAACUUUAUGAGAUCUCCACUUUUUGGAUCACAAUCUGCUGAAUGGAGUCUCAAGCCAGUUGUUGUUCCUCUUGGUUACGAUAAGCCGGCUGUUCUUGCUCUCCACUCGAGCAGGAAAUGUGUAUUAAUUUUUGUUUGAGAUUUUAUGUUCUCUUGGUCUUUUGAACAAGAAAAAGAGUUCCAUAGCUUAAAAAAGCAUUGUAGUAUUUGUACAUUACCCGUUCAGUUUACUUAAAUUCGAAAACUUGUAAUUUUAGCUCCGAAAAUACGGUGUCCGGUCUCGAAUCGACUGGUUUUCUCAUGCGCGCCUUUAAGGGGUACUAUAGUAUCUUUAAAAUGUAUUAAUAACAUGUGAGAACUUUUUGAAAUAUAUCAAAGUUUGAAUAAAAUGCAAAUUCUGCUAUAAAAAAGAGUUGUGAACUACAGUAACCUCCUUAAAAGCGCACGCUUUUCUGAAUUUAAUUCGUUUCGAGACCUGGUAAAUAUUUUGUGGAGCUAAAAUCGCACGUUUUCGAUUCUGUGUAAUACUAUGUAUUUAAAAUUGUAAAUUCCUGGUGUACCUUCAAUUGUAUUAUUCUAAAACUAUGUGUCUAUUCUUAAUAUGUAAAAACUAGUAAUAAUGAACACAUUUUUU